Messenger RNA from Phymastichus coffea, 2462 nucleotides. RefSeq lists its product as uncharacterized. The transcript has 5 exons. Bases 365 to 1489 code for a protein of 374 amino acids. The record is from RefSeq and is a predicted model, not a curated record. Lineage: Eukaryota; Metazoa; Arthropoda; Insecta; Hymenoptera; Eulophidae.
ACUUAACAAUGAAGCUGGAUCGGAGUUGAGUGCGUGUACCAUAGCACUUAUAGUGCGCAGUCGUGUUGCCGACUCAGGAGGCGUGGCUAGAAUAGACUAUUCUUGUAACGUCAGUGUUGGUAGAUGAGCGUAGGCUCGGGAGGGGGAGGUGUGUUUGCGAUGUAUGUACGUAUACCGCACACACACGCAGUCUACCACAUAACGAUGACGAGCCGUCGCUACGUCGGCCUUUCUGUCUCUCUUUAUUUUUUGUUUUUAUUGAUUUAUCCGCUUGUUUUGUUUUGCCUGCGUAUCUGGCUGCUUCCCAAUCAUUUCUACGUGAGCAAUGUUAUGUUGUAAACCAUCAAUAAGCUGACUGACGACAAUGACGAUGGAUCUCGCCAUUACUGAUGAACAAAAGGCCGAACCAGAAGCAGAGUUCAAAGCCAAAGGGCAGAGUAACAAGGAUGUAUUAGAUCGCUUCACAGAUAAUGGUGGUACAUUUGACAUGAUCGUCAAACCAAUGUUCCAAGCAGGCCACGAAGGUGAAUUAUGUAGCUGGCUGAGAGAAGCUGGCUUGAUGAGAUCAAGUAUGAACUGUCGCACUGAAACUUGCAAUAACAGAAGUAUGACUUGGGCUCCAGCAAGAUCUGUUGACAAAUAUUGCUGGAACUGCACCGAAUGCAAGAAGAGAGAAACAGUCAGAGAUAGUUCUUUUUUUAUGCAAAUCAAAUGUGAUCUCAAGUUGUGUAUGCAAAUCAUUGUGGCUUGGUGUCAGUCUCAUCCAUGUGAUGUAGUUGAAAGUUAUUUAGGGAUUAAGCAUCAUGUAGUUAAGAAAGCAUAUGAUAGAUUAGCAAAAGUUGCUGAAAAAUAUGUUACAAAACAUAAAGACGAAUGGAUAUUUGGAGGUUCAGAUAAAAUUUUAAUAAUUGAUGAAUUUCCUGGUGGAUACAUGACUGAAACAUUGAAUGCUCCAGUAUACAAAAAACGUAAUAACAAUUGCCAUACAAUGCUUUGCAUAGCUGAGGUAGAUAUGGAUAUGAAACUGUUCCAAAUUCCACCUAAAAUGUGGAUGCAUAUUAUUCAAGCUAAUCCAGAGCCUCCAUCCUCUAAAAAUGCAAAGACUCCAAAACCGAUUACUAAAUGUGGUAUGGUUGAAGAAGCUUUAAAAGAAAUUUGUGCUCAUGCAAAACCUGGCAGUUAUCUUCUAGCAAAUCAGCGAGCUAGAUGUUGUAAUUACGAGUCACUUCAAGAAUUAAAAGAAUAUAGAGUGAUAUGUAUAGAAGAUUUGCAAAUAUAUGAUACUCCUGGUAAAAAUGAACUUCUAGGAAACCUAAAAACUAUAUGGCAGACUGGAUUAGGUGUUUGUGAAGAGAUACAAGAGAUGAGUCGUUCGUUAGGACAGUUAACCCUUUGUGUACAUUUAUGGAGACAAAGGUUUGCACAAUCAUCUGCAGUUGCUUUUGAACGCAUUAUUCAACACAUUGCUGAAUGUUUUCCACUAAGUUAAAUUCUAAUGAAGGUAUAAUUUAUUGAAGAGAAAUCUAUAUACGAUAUUCAAAUAUUUUUUGAUAGAUUUAAUAAGAAAGAGUUGUAAGAGAGUCUUCCAAAACUAUUUUCUAUCAAAUGCACAACUAAAUAUCUCAUAAGUGCCUGACGAUGUAUCAAUGUAAUUGUACAUUGCAAAUGACUAUUGCUGUUGCAAGGCAUUUGACCUUUUUUAAGAUUACAAAAACUAUGUUUGCCUUAACAAUUAGUAUAUGAGGUGUUAAGCCAAGGAGGUUAAACAUUUAUAACAUUUUCUAUUAUUCAUUUAUAUCAAAGCUUUAUGUUUUAUCACAAUAAAUACUUCGUUAAUUGUUAUCUUAUCUACGUUGGUAUUAAAAAAAGUAUAAUUUAAAUUUUUAUAAAGUUUUAUUAUGUAAAAAUAAUUGAUUUUUUCUCUUAAUAUCACAACUUGAAUGUAUUUUCAAAAAGAAUGAUAAUUACUACCUUUUCUUCUGUUCAUACUUUAUAAUCAGAAUAUAAUAUAAUUUACAAAGAAAGCACAUAAUAAAAUAAGUGCAAUUGAAAUUAAUAUUUAAUAAAAUGUUGUCAAACAUAUGCAUUAAUUGAUCUAACAAAGUUAUAUAUAAGUUGAUGACCAAAGUAGCAAAAAUAUAAUAUCAUAUAUUUAAGGUAGACAUGGAAAAGGUACAAAUACGUUAAUUUUUUACAAACACAAAAUAGUAUUGUAAAAUCAUUAAUUUAAGUUUAUUUCAUAUUUUAAAACUUUCAGAAAGUAUAAAAAAGUUUACGGGUUUGUUAAAAAUUCAAUUUAACCUUUUUUUUAUGUUAGAUUAUAAAUUCAUGUGUCAAUUAAAUUUUCUACUGAUAUGAGUAUGUGAGAUUGAGGUAUGAUCUUGUGCCUUAAAUGAUAUAUAACCAAUUAAGCAAUUAAGCAAUAACAUACUAUAGAUAAGAAAAGUAUAAUGUGUGUUUUA